UCGAAAUCGAGUUGGUAUCGGUGCUCGGAAUUCCCAUCACUAGUAUUUCGUUUCGGGUACGCGGUUCUACGGUUCUACGGAUUAGCGCGAAUUCAACACCAUGGCGGCCCAGACUAUAUUGUUCGACUUUACGCUCGACAAGGACAAGACCGCCGAUGAGGAGGCGCGCCAGCAGGUGGCCAAGAUCCUGCGGAACGAGCUGGAGCACCUGUUUCCCCAGCUGGAGCUGGCCUACUCGAUGGAAUCGCCGGAGAAUGGCUACUUUGCGGUUUUGCACGAGAACAAGGACACGGUGGUCACCUGCCGGAUCUUCCAGCACGGUCUGCUAACGCUCAACGUGGAGUACUUCCUGCCCGACGGCAAGGAGCCCCUCAUAUCCUUUGACGAACUCCUGCAGACGGGUAGGACCCUGGAGAGUGGCCUGGCAAUCAAAUUGAAGGCCAAAAAGGCCCAGAAGCUGCCGACGCUGAAGCGCGGCGAUGUCUCCAGGUACUUCCCAGCGUCAGAUGAGCGCAUCAUCGAGUACGACAUCGACAAGGUUGUGUACGAGGGGCGUUCGCCCUUCCAGAAGAUUCAAAUCAUGCACUCGAAGACGCUGGGCAACAUGCUGCUGCUGGACGAGCUGCAGAAUAUUGCUGAAUCCGACUUGAUCUACACGGAGACCCUAAUGUGUCGCGGCGUGGAGAACUACGAGGGCAAGGAGAUCUGCAUCCUGGGCGGCGGCGAUGGCGCCCUGCUGUACGAGCUGCUCAAGGAGAAUCCCAAGCACGUUGUGAUGCUGGAGAUCGAUGAGCUGGUAAUGCAGACUUGCAACAAAUACCUCAGCGUGAUCUGUGGCGAUGUGCUGGAGAAGCGCAAGACGGACCAGUACGAGAUAGUUGUGGGCGACUGUGUGGAGUACUUGAAGAAGUUCAUCGCCGAGGGCCGGAAGUUUGACUACGUUUUUGGGGAUCUCACAGAUAUACCCAUAACCGAUGUGCCGGAGGGCGAGACCUGGGACUUUAUCCGCACCAUCUUCGAGCACUCCUUCAAAGUGCUGAAGCCCGAUGGAAAGUAUUUAACCCACGGCAAUGGGUCAACCUGCAAGGUGCAGCUGCGUCUCUUUGAGGAGCAGUUGAAUCUGCUGCGUCCCAAGGUGAAGUUCACCACCACCAAGGCGUUUGUGCCCUCGUUCAUGGAAGAGUGGCUCUUCUACCAAGUGACCUUCGCCUGACAAGCUCAGGGGGAUUCCUCAGCAGCAGCAGCAGUAGCUACUUCUGGCGCACCACCAAUCGCCAGUCACACACCAGAAUCACACAGCAUAAGUCAGGAAUCACGAACCGUCGGAGAGAUGCUCCAGCUGCACUCCUACACAGUCACUCUCCAUGGAGCAGCAGCAGCAGGAGUUGAGGAGCAGGAGGAUAAAACUAAUGGGAAUGUGGGACAAUUGAAACCACGACCCAGACGUCGAAAGAAGCGUGUGCACUAUCAUCACACACUGGUUUCUUAGUCCAUCAAACGUAAAAUCGAAAGCACAAGCUAAUCGCCAUCAACGAAACCAUCGCAACAAGACCCAAACAAAAGAAAACACGCACUUCCAAUGGCUGUUACUUACAAUUGAAAACCAAACCAAAUACUUAACCCAAUUCGUUUACGCUUAAGUUAGGCUUUAGUUCCGUUUCUCGUCCAUUGAUUUCAAAGCUAAAAUUAAGUCAAAAGUACAACCUUUAAGCAAGGACAGGCUAAAUAACUUAUGUAUUCGUGUUUAUUUGAAUUACGCCUAAGCAUAGCAUGUUGGCCAACUAUUUGUAAUAUUUCGUAUAACGUGUAAAUCUAUAUAUGUAGAGCAUAUGUUUAGUUAUCCAUUAAAGAGCAAAUUGAAGCGGGGA
This is a messenger RNA of Drosophila subpulchrella, 1868 nucleotides long. It is a transcript of the gene Sms, whose product is annotated as spermine synthase. Gene Ontology annotation, molecular function: spermine synthase activity. The transcript is spliced from 4 exons. NCBI's taxonomy places the organism in Eukaryota, Metazoa, Arthropoda, Insecta, Diptera, Drosophilidae. Gene Ontology annotation, biological process: spermine biosynthetic process. Bases 101 to 1213 code for a protein of 370 amino acids. The record is from RefSeq and is a predicted model, not a curated record.